Molecule: messenger RNA, 407 nt
Organism: Ostreobium quekettii
Lineage: Eukaryota; Viridiplantae; Chlorophyta; Ulvophyceae; Bryopsidales; Ostreobiaceae
Source: the annotation of a GenBank genome assembly
AUGCCCAUGCCGUCGCUGGAGAUCGUGGUGGAGAAGCUGCGGCGCAUCCCAUCCAACGGCGGCCAACGGUCAACGAGCGGUCAGCGAACGGGCGUUGACCGCGUUGAUCGCGGCGACUACGAGCUGGCCGCCGCGUCGUCCUCAGAGUUGGCGGGCCCGGCGAUCCAGGCUGACGUCACGAUCCCGGUCGUGACGCAAGAGUCGGGGCCUGAGGCGCGGGGCCUGAAGCGGCGCACGUCGGGGAACGGGCGGAAGGGCCAAUCGGCGGGCAACGCGCAAUCAGCGGUCAACGGGACGGCGUUGACCGAGUCAACGGAGGGGGACCGGGACCGGCAAUGCCGCGUGUGCCUGGGGUCCGUGGGGGACAAGUCCCUGGCGGAGGGGUCGGCGAUCUACCUUGGCUGCAG